This is a messenger RNA of Tarenaya hassleriana, 4168 nucleotides long. Its product is annotated as leucine-rich repeat receptor protein kinase EMS1-like. Lineage: Eukaryota; Viridiplantae; Streptophyta; Magnoliopsida; Brassicales; Cleomaceae. Gene Ontology annotation, molecular function: ATP binding; protein kinase activity; protein binding. Bases 157 to 4053 code for a protein of 1298 amino acids. The transcript has 2 exons. The record is from RefSeq and is a predicted model, not a curated record. Gene Ontology annotation, biological process: hormone-mediated signaling pathway; protein phosphorylation. Gene Ontology annotation, cellular component: plasma membrane.
AGCUUCUUCUUCUACUUCUUCUAUGGCGCUAAAGCGUCCUCUUUCUUCUACGUAAUGGCGUUUGAGUUGGUUUCUCAGUUUCUGUCUCUUCUAUAACGUCUCUUCCUCUCUAAAACUACCUUUUUUUUGUCGGGCUUUUCUUCUCCGUCUUCGGCUAUGGCGUUUCCCGCCUUUUUGCUUCGUUUCUUCCCGUUCCUGUUUCUGAUCUUCUCUGCCUUGGCCACCGUGGAUGAAAUAAGCUCAGAAAUACACGCCCUUGUUUCGUUCAAACUGUCGCUUGAGAACCCGCAAGUCCUUUCCGCAUGGAACACGACGGCUCCAGUGUCUUCUCACUGCGACUGGGUCGGCGUUACGUGUCGUUUCGGGCGAGUCGACUCGCUCUCGCUCCCCGCAAUGUUUCUCAGAGGCCGUCUUUCUCCUUCUCUGUUCUCCCUUCGGUUUCUUGCAGUUCUCGACUUGUCAGAGAAUUCUCUCUCCGGUAAGAUUCCGCCGGGGAUUUCCAGGUUGAAGGAUCUGAAACAGCUCUCUCUGGGCGGAAACCGGUUCUCCGGGGAGAUUCCAGCUGAAAUCGGUGUGUUGACACAGCUCGAAUCGCUUCAACUCGGACCCAAUCUUCUCUCCGGCAAAAUCCCUCCGGAGCUCGGGAGACUGAAACGGCUUCAGACCCUCGAUCUCUCCGGCAACGCACUGACAGGAACAUUCCCGAGUCGACUCGGUGAGAUGACUCAGCUGCUGUAUCUGGACCUAAGCGACAACUAUUUCUCAGGUUCCCUUCCCCCGGCUCUCUUCUCCAGCUUUCCGGAGUUGUCCUCCCUUGAUAUAUCGAACAACUCAUUUUCCGGUAAAAUCCCUCCGGAAAUCGGAAAACUGAGCAACCUUUCGGAUCUUUACAUGGGCAUGAACAUGUUUUCCGGGACGAUCCCGCCGGACAUUGGUAACCUCUCGUCGCUCGAGAAUUUUCUCGCCCCCUCAUGCUCCAUAACCGGACCACUGCCCAACGAGCUGUCUGAGCUCCACAACUUGACAAAACUCGACCUUUCCCACAACCCAUUGAAGUGUUCGAUCCCAAAAUCCAUCGGGAAGUUGCAGAAUCUGAGCAUCCUGAAUCUGGUCUACGCCGAGAUUAAUGGGUCGAUUCCGCCGGAGCUCGGGAACUGCAAGAAACUGAAGACACUGAUGCUUUCUUUCAAUUCUCUGUCUGGGUCACUGCCAUUUGAGCUAUCAGAGAUUCCUCUGCUAACAUUUUCAGCAGAAAAGAAUCAGCUUUCAGGUCCAUUACCCUCUUGGAUCGGCAAAUGGAAGGAGCUGGACUCGCUUCUGCUGGCGAGCAAUCGGUUUACAGGGGAAAUUCCUCGUGAGCUUGGGGACUCUCCAAUGCUGAAGCAUCUCAGUUUGAGUAACAACUUGCUAACUGGAACCAUCCCAGGGGAGCUCUGUGAUUCGGGUUCGUUGUUGGACAUUGAUCUUGCCGGGAACUUCCUGUCGGGAAACAUCGAGGACGUCUUUGUGGGGUGUAAGAAACUCACUCAGUUGAUUCUUGUGAAUAAUCAGAUAAAUGGUUCCAUACCUGAGUAUCUUUCUCAGCUUCCAUUGAUGGCACUUGACUUGGACACUAACAACUUCACCGGAGAAAUUCCCCUGAACCUCUGGAAAUCAGAGAACUUGAUGGAGUUUUCGGCUUCUUACAAUCAUCUAGAAGGUCAUUUGCCAGCAGAGAUUGGGAGUGCAGUUUCACUGGAGCGACUUGUUCUCAGUAAUAAUCGGCUGAAGGGCGAAAUUCCUAGAGAGAUUGGAAAGCUUACGUCUUUGUCAUUCCUGAACCUGAAUUCAAACAUUUUGGGAGGGAAGAUGCCAAUCGAGCUUGGGAAUUGUUCUUCACUGACUACCUUGGACCUUGGCAACAACAAUCUUGAUGGGUCGAUUCCAGAUGAAAUCACCGGUCUGUCUCAGCUACAGUGCUUGGUUCUCUCCCACAAUAAUCUGUCUGGACCGAUUCCAUCGAAGCCUUCCACUUAUUUCCGUCAGACCGAUAUGCCUGAUCUGAUCUUUGUUCAGCACCAUGGAGUGUUUGAUCUCUCGUACAACAGGUUAACUGGCCAUAUACCUCAGGAACUUGGUGACUGUGUGGUUGCGGUGGGUAUUCUGCUUAACAACAAUCAGCUUUCUGGGGAGAUUCCGACAUCCCUCUCUCGUUUGAUGAAUCUCACAACUUUGGAUCUGUCUGGAAAUGCCCUUACCGGCUCUAUCCCAGAGGAGAUCGGUAACACUCCUCAACUGCAGGGCUUGAACUUGGGGAACAAUCGACUCGCUGGCUAUAUACCCCAAAGCUUUGGCCUUUUGAGUAGCUUAGUGAAGCUGAACUUAACCGGGAAUAAGCUGGAUGGAUCGGUUCCCGCUUCUCUUGGGAAUUUGAAAGAGCUUACCCACUUAGACUUGAGCCGAAACGAGCUAAGUGGUGAGCUCCCUUUAGCCUUGUCUGAGAUGCUCAACCUUGUGGGAAUUUAUGUUCAGCAGAACAGGUUUUCGGGUGGUAUAGACAAGCUCUUCUCUGGAUCCUUUGCUUGGAAAGUUGAGAGUAUGAACUUCAGCAACAAUCUCUUCGAGGGUAGUUUACCGACGUCAUUGGAAAACUUGUCUUAUCUGACAUAUCUGGAUCUCCAUGGGAAUAAGUUCGAAGGAGAAUUCUCUUCCGAUUUUGGCAAUCUUAUGCAGCUAGAGUACCUGGACGUUUCUCGGAACAGGCUAUCUGGACAGAUACCAGACAAGAUUUGUGCUUUGCCAAAUCUGCAUUUCCUGAGGUUUUCGGACAACAUGUUCAAAGGGGAUGUGCCCAGCAGCGGCAUUUGCAAGAAUCUGACAAAGAUUUCGUUUUCGGGGAACAAAGGCUUGUGUGGAAGAAUAACCGGAUUGCAAUGCAAGAUCAGAGACCGAACAAACUUGCCAAACUCUUGGGGGCUUGCAGGAAUUGUGAUCGGGAGCAUAUUCCUCGUCUCUGCAACUGUUCUUUCUCUUCGAAGAUGGGCGGUAAAAAACUCGAGGCACAGAAAUACCGAGAGAGCUGAGGAACGAAAACUGAAAAGCUACAUUGACCCGAACCUCUACUUCCUGAGCAGCGGCAGCAGAUCAAAGGAGCCCUUAAGCAUUAACGUGGCUACAUUCGAGCAGCCACUUCUCAAGCUGAGCCUUUCAGACAUUCUCGUGGCGACAGAAAACUUCUGCAAGAAGAACAUCAUAGGAGAUGGCGGCUUCGGAACUGUGUACAAAGCGUCGUUACCCAGUGGUAAAACGGUGGCAGUGAAGAAGCUGAGCGAGGCAAAAACGCAGGGAAGUCGAGAAUUCGUUGCGGAAAUGGAGACACUGGGCAAAGUGAAGCAUCCCAAUCUGGUUUCUUUGAUGGGUUACUGCUCUUUUGGGGAAGAAAAGCUUCUGGUAUACGAAUACAUGGUGAAUGGAAGCUUGGACCACUGGUUAAGGAACCAGACAGGGAUUCUCGAGGUUCUGGACUGGUCCAAACGUCUGAAAAUCGCGACGGGGGCUGCCUGCGGGAUUGCGUUUCUCCACCAUGGAUUCAUCCCUCACAUCAUACACCGAGACAUCAAAGCCAGCAACAUUCUCCUGGACGAGGAGUUCGAGCCAAAGGUUGCGGAUUUCGGGCUUGCCAGACUGAUCAGCGCGUGCGAGAGCCAUGUCAGCACGGACAUAGCCGGGACAUUCGGGUAUAUCCCGCCGGAGUACGGACAGAGCGGCCGGGCCACGGCCAAGGGAGAUGUGUACAGCUUCGGGGUGAUAUUGGUCGAGCUGGUGACGGGGAAGGAGCCGACGGGGCCUGAGUUCAAGGAGAGUGAAGGGGGGAACUUGGUUGGAUGGGUGUUUCGGAAAAUCAGACAGGGGAAUGGUGCGGAGGUUCUGGACCCGCUGGUUCUGACGGCGGAAUCGAAGCCGUCGAUGCUCAGGGUGCUGAAGAUAGCCGUGCUUUGCCUUGCGGAGGCGCCGUCAGGUCGGCCCACCAUGCUCGACGUGUUGAAGGUCCUGCAGAGGGAGGGGUGUGUUUAGGGUUUUACGCGUGGUGAGGGGGUUUCUUGCUGUUCACGUAACUGCUAACAAAAGAAAAGUAGUGUUAGGGUUUGUAGAACUAAUGGUGCGGUCCCACUUUCCAAGUUAAAUCUUU